ACCACCAAACGGCCAAACCUUGUUCUUGCGCGCGGCUAUUUCCAAGUGCUCAACAAACAAACAAACAAACACCAAACUCUCUCUGUCUCUCAACACACACCUACACAUACACAAACACAAGCACAACACACGGAGGAAUGUUCAACUAUCGAUCGCUGCUUAGGGCUUUGCAUCUCUGACUCCAAUUGGAACUCUCACAAUCGAUCAACUUCUUCGCCAUGUGGCGCACUCUCUGGCGGUCCAUCGAUCGCUUUUCUCUCCAGUACUUUAAAUAUAUAAUUAAUGAAUUGAGGGUGAUCAAAGUUGUUGACAAGCUUAACAGGGAAUUAGUAGUUGAUUUACUGCAGUCUAUUGUGGAGAUAGUUACUUACGGUGACAGACAUGAUCCAUCUAUUUUUGAAUGUUUCAUGGAAUAUCAAGUUUUGGCAGAGUUUGUCCGAGUGCUAAAGAUAAGUAGGAAUUCAAUAAUUGAGGCACCAUUGCUUCAAUAUCUGAGCAUAAUGAUUCAAAACAUGGAUAGUGAAUAUGCAAUAUACUAUUGUUUAAGCAAUGACUAUAUUAACAGCAUAAUCACACAUCAGUACGAAUUCGAUGGGGGAGACCUAGCUCCUUAUUAUGUAUCUUUUUUAAGAGCAGUGAGCGGCAAAAUAAAUAGAGACACUCUUUGUCUUCUUGUGAAGGUUCAUGAGGAUGUUGUGGUCUCAUUUCCACUGUAUACCGAGGCUCUUAAAUUUGCUCACCAUGGAGAAAAGAUGAUUCAGACAGCUAUACGCGCAUUGACUCUUAACAUAUAUAAUGUUAGCGAUGACAUGGUUCAUCAGUUUGUAACAUCUUCUCCAGCGUCAGCAUAUUUCUCAGACUUGGUUCUGAGCUUAAGAAAGCAGUGCUUCCAUCUAGAUGAUCUUGUCCACGCUACAAAGGUGACUUGCAUUCAAGAAAGGAGAAACGAACUUCUUCUGGAAACUGAUAAAAUUUUAGACGAUCUCUACUAUUUUAAGGACAUACUUUGUGUUGGUGACUCUUGUUUGAGCAACGUGGUUACGCAAAAUCUUCUCAGCUUAUUGGUUUGCCCCAUAUUGCUUCCAUUUAUGCAUUUAAGCCAGAGUAGUGAAACAUGUCUAUCUCCAAUCACUUCUCUGUAUAUAGUUUCUCGUCUUCUUCAAGUUAUUGGUGGAAAACAUAUGGUUAACUUUGUGGCUAGUGCUGUUCUAUAUCCCUACAUAUCAUCAAGCAUGAGAGAUGCUACUGAAGGAUCAAAAACUGAUUGCAUUAAUCAAGCAAACUCUUUUGCCAAUAAUUUGCAUGAAAUGGAUAAAAUGCUGUCUUCUGAGUCUGAAUCUGCGGAAAACUUUAGAAGGAACAAUCUCCUUGGGCAUUUAUCAAACUACAUGCCAUCUAAAUCUCAUUUGGUCAGCUUCUGUUCUGAUGUUAUACAUAAAGAAAGGAGUGGAAUACUUUCAUACAUUUUCUCUGAGAAUAACAGUCUAAUGCUAGCAUCUCUCAUGUUAUUGCUUGUUGUAGCUGAAAAUACAGAUCUCGAUUAUCAACUUGCCGCAAUGAUAGGACUAACCCAAACAAAAACCAGGGUGCAGAAGGUGAAGACAUAUGAUUUCUCAGCUUCAAAGGAGGAGGAUGAAAGUAUUUUUGGGAGACAUUUGCAUGAGAUUUUAAAUGCACUACUGGAAGUGUUAGAAAGAAAACCAUCCGUCUCAGUAUUAGUGCAACAGCAUACAGGGUGGUUCUUGCGGAAGCUACUGGUUUUUCAGGACAAGAAGCUUAAUGGUCCUGAUUUUCACCUUUUCAAUGUAAAGACAUCGUAUGAGCAGUCCUGUGAAAUCCUUCGGAAAGAACUUAACGGGUGCUGCUUUGAUCAUAUACCAGAUACUCUGAGAAAUGAAUGGGCAAGUUAUAAAACAGCUUUGGAGGAACCGUCCCAGUCUAAGGAUCCUUUUUUUGCAUUAGAGCUUGCUUGCCACCAACACACUCAUACUGGCGUAACGACUUCUGCUCUUGCUUGUCAAAGCAUGGUCAAUGCAGUCAAGGUUUUUGUUCUCCAUCUUCAGCUGAAGGCAUUUUUUUUUAACGGUGAUCCUUUUGAAAAUCCCAUGAUAAACUUGAAAAGCAGUUCUUUGGCUAUUUCGGGAAGAACAUAUGCUUCAGAUCUUUCAUCUGCAAGUUUUGGGUCAGAGGUACCUUUAGGUUCUGGAAUCCCUUGCAAAAUUGCUUUUUCCAAAGUUGGGAUAAGGGAUAUCUAUAUGAUACCAGUGGCGAGGGGAAUAUCUGGAAAGUUGCUUCUAGUGGAGAAACAUCCCUUGCACUCUAAGCGAGGAAUUGUAAUUGCUAUUGCUCCGUUGGCUGGGUUGAGUCCAAAGGUAGAUGAGAGUCAUCCCACUUGGUUGCAUCUUCAGAUAAGAGAAUUCGACCCAAGGUUUGAUACAAACAAAACUGGAGGCCAUCAUUCAAGUACUUCAGAUCACCUGGCAGAUGGUAGAUGGACACUUGGUUUUCCAAGUACGGAGGCUUGUGAGGUUGCUCGAUUGCUGAUACUAGAGGAAAUUAGUAAGCAGAGAUCAUCUGUGGAAAGCUUGCUUUCUGCACUACUUCAAGGCAGUUCUCGAAAUAUGCCCGAUAAUCAAGGAAGUGAAGCAUUUAUUCAAGAAGUUUUAAGGUAGGCUAACAGCAGUUUGAAUCUCUCUCUCUCUCUCUCUCUCUAUAUAUAUAUAUAUAUGUAUAUGUGUACACACGCAGGAGUAUAUAUGUAUUUGUGGGUGUGUUCUACGUAAUUUUUGAGUAAUGCGUAAAGCGGCGGAUCUGAAGAUCAAUAAUGGGUGUUUGCCAGCACAGAUCAUCCAGUGCAAUAAUUAGUCCAAGAGCAUCAUAGUUUAUUCUUCAAAUAUUAUUUUCUUUAGGCAUUUUAUAUUCUGUAUGGAAGUGGUCAUGUUUAGUAUUGAAUAUUUGGAAUGAGUCCUGUUUGGAAGUGUACUAGUGGAAAUAGUUAGCUAAAACACAUUAUUUACUCACUCCCACUCCUCCUUUAUCCAGGCAAGAGACUGACGAUGUAAAGAAACACAGUCAAUUUUGUUAGAAACACGGCCAAUUUAUAUAUAUAGUAGUGUUCAAUUGCUCCCUA
Molecule: messenger RNA, 3130 nt
Organism: Cornus florida
Lineage: Eukaryota; Viridiplantae; Streptophyta; Magnoliopsida; Cornales; Cornaceae
Product: protein TRANSPARENT TESTA 9-like
Exons: 20
Coding region: 219-2672 (817 amino acids)
Biological process (GO): endosomal transport; regulation of autophagosome maturation; endosome to lysosome transport
Cellular component (GO): endolysosome membrane; late endosome
Source: RefSeq, a predicted model, not a curated record